Messenger RNA from Gastrolobium bilobum, 1587 nucleotides. Its product is annotated as alcohol acyltransferase 9-like. Bases 70 to 1461 code for a protein of 463 amino acids. Gene Ontology annotation, molecular function: acyltransferase activity, transferring groups other than amino-acyl groups. The record is from RefSeq and is a predicted model, not a curated record. NCBI's taxonomy places the organism in Eukaryota, Viridiplantae, Streptophyta, Magnoliopsida, Fabales, Fabaceae. The transcript has 2 exons.
CCUUCUUUGUUGGUUUCUUUUUCUCUCUUUUUUUUCAAUUGUAGAGUACCCAUAAAAUUACAAGAAAACAUGUCAAAAUCUGUGGAACUCCCAGAUUGUUUCUAUCCUAGGCAACCAAUUACCAUAACCCCAAGUGCUCCAACGCCAAAGCAUUCUCUCUAUCUCUCUAAUUUCGACAACCAAAACUUGCUCAGAUUCUCCAUUAAGUACUUGUACCUCUUCAAGAAAUCUGUUAACUUUGAUACCUUGAAGUCUUCUCUGUCCAGAGUUCUAGUGGAUUACUACCCAUUAGCUGGGAGAUUGAGAACCUGCAUUGAGGAUGAUCACAGGCUUGAGGUGGAUUGCAAUGGAGAAGGUGCUGUGUUUGCUGAGGCUUUCAUAGAUACCACUGUUGAAGAAUUGCUUGAACCUUCCAAGUUUCCAAACGAGUCAUGGAGGAAGUUUUUGUAUAAGGUGGAAGCUCAAAGUUUCUUAGAUGUUCCUCCUCUUGUAGUCCAGGCGACGAGGCUUCGUUGCGGAGGAAUGAUCCUAUGUACCGCGAUCCACCACUGCCUAUGCGACGGCAUCGGCACGUCACAGUUUUUAAACGCUUGGGCCAAACUUACCAAAGACGUCAAAACCGAUUUGACAAUCAUACCCUUCCACGAGAGACACGUGUUAAAACCUCGAGAUCCCCCGCAGGUAAAGUUCCCUCACCCGGGAAACACCAGAACAAAACCCACUCCUCAAGUUGACCUAUUCAAGUUUGUUCAGUCGCAGCCACUGGUCGCCACGUCAUUCACCUUCGGACCCUCCGAAGUGCUUCGCUUGAAGAAGCAGUGCGUGCCGUCAACGACACUAAACAGAAUCACAACCUUUGAAGCGGUGGCGGCACACACGUGGCGGUCAUGGGUUCGAUCACUGAACCUGUGCCCCACCCUCGUGGUGAAGCUCCUUUUCUCCGUUAACGUUCGGAAAAAGAUGAAACUCCCAGAAGGGUAUUAUGGGAAUGGGUUCGUUAUAGGGUGUGCUGAGAGCACGGUGAAGGAUUUGUUAGCUGCUAAUAACCUGCAUCAUGGUUUGAAACAGGUGCAAGAAGCUAAGGCUAGUUUGGAUGAUGAUGAGUAUAUAAGGUCCAUGAUUGAUUUGUUAGAGGACAAGAUGGUGAGAACAGAUCUUUCUAGAAGCUUGGUUAUAUCACAGUGGUCUAGGUUAGGGUUGGAAGAUGUGGAUUUUGGAGAAGGGAAGCCAUUGCAUAUGGGUCCUUUAACAAGUGGUGUUUAUUGCUUGCUUUUACCUGUUGUUGGAGAUGCUAAUGCUGUGAGAGUGCUUGUGUCGGUUCCCGAGAGUGUGGUAGAAAGUUUUAAGUGUCACAUGAUGAUGAUGAUGAUGAUGAUGAUGAAGAAAGAAAGUUGGGAAAAUGAUGAAAAUGGUGAUGUUAACACAAAUGGGUAUCAUGCGCAAGAAAAUGGAUUAUUUUGAAUUAUAUGUAUAUAUCAAGUUGCAUUUAUAGCUAGUCUUAAUAAGACUGAUACUGGGGGACGAAUAUAUAUGUAAUCGAAUUUUAGUGUAUAGAAUCGAGCAAUCUGAUUGAUAUGUUACACACUU